UCAUUACUUGACUUUUGAAAAUGGAGAUUACUACAGGCAGCGCCAGCAACGUUGUUACUGGUGUUGCCGGAUUCGUGUUCCAGAAAAUCAAAAUUGGCUUCAGCUACGUGCGCAACUAUAGAAAGACGGUCUCGGACUUCGAGGAUAAAGUUGAGAUGUUGAAAGGAAAGAGAGACAGAGUGCUGCUGGAUGUUGAUGCUGCCGAAAAGAACGGCGACGUUGUAUACCCCGACGUCAAGAGCUGGCUGAUUAAAGCCGGCGACGUUAUCAAUUCGAAGUAUGACGAAGUUAAGGGUCUUGAAGACGAAGCAGCCAACAAGUGUUUCGUCGGCUUGUGCCCUAAUUUCAAGGCUCGCUAUCAGCUUUGCAAGAAAGCUAUAGAAGAAGCUAGUGUUGUUGAUGAACUCCUCCGGCAAGGUGGAUUUGACAGAAUAUCAUAUCCCGGUGUCCCACGACCCAUUGUGGAUUUACCUAGAGAUUUUGAGGACUUUGAAUCAAGAAAGCAGUCGUUUAACUACAUCAUGGAGGCGGUGAAAGAUCCUAAUGUCAACAUUGUAGGGGUGCACGGAAUGCCUGGCGUUGGCAAGACCAUGCUUGUUAAAGAAGUUAUAAGACAAGUCAAAGAGGAUAAGGUAUUCGACUCGGUGGUUUUUGCUGUUGUGACUCAUACCCCUGACAUCCUGAAAAUCCAAGACCAGAUUGCAGAUAUGUUGAGAUUGAAAUUUGAGGAGCAGAGUGCGAGUGGAAGAGCAAGUCGAUUGUGCCAAAGGUUGACGAAAGAGAAGAAGAUUCUUGUUGUUUUAGAUGAUAUUUGGGAAAGAUUGGACCUGAUGGAAAUGGGGAUUCCUUUGGGAGAUGAGCAUCAGGGAUGCACCAUACUGCUGACGUCCAGAAAUCUUCGUGUUCUGUCCAAGGGUAUGGAUGCUAAAAAAAGCUUUGCGAUCGGAGUUUUAGAAGACGAAGAAGCUUGGGCUUUCUUCAAGAAGAUGGCAGGGGACGGUGUCGAAAGACCAGAUUUGUCACCUGUAGCUACGGAGGUGGCUAAAAAAUGUGGCGGUCUACCAAUCGCCAUUAGAACACUUGCACUGUCUUUGAGAGAUGAGCCUUUGUUUGAAUGGGUGGAUGCUUUGCGCCAACUAAACAGGCCAUCGUCAAGCAACUUCAGCGGAGUACCACGAGAUGCAUAUUCAACUAUAGAAUUGAGCUAUGAUCGUUUACCAACUGAAGAACAUAAACAGACUUUCUUGCUUUGCAGUCUAAUGGGGCAUGGUGCUUACUUGGAUGAGUUGCUCAUGUGUUCGAUUGGGUUAGGGAUAUUUCGUGGUGUCAACACAAUUGAAGAAACACGGAACAGAAUGUUGACAGUGGUGAGUCAUCUAAAAGCCUCUUGUCUGUUGAUUGAUAGCUAUAGCGAUCACCGCUUUGAUAUGCAUGAUCUUAUUUGUGAUGUGGCUGUGUCAAUCGCUUCUAAAUGCAACCAUGCGUUUGUUUUAAAACACGGGGAUGUUUUAAAUGAUUGGCCAGAUGACGAAGCAAUGAAAGAGUGCAACAAAAUUAGUUUGCGGUAUGCUAGUAUCAGCAUGCUUCCUGAUCAGUUGAAAUGUUCAAAGCUUACUCUUUUCUGUAUGGGUAGCAAGGAUCCUCGGGUGAAAAUACCAUCAAACUUCUUUAAGGAUAUGGAAAAUCUUAAAGUCCUAAUUUUGGCUGACAUGAACUUCCCGUCCUUGCCUUCAUCAAUUUCCUUGCUAGCAAACCUUCGAACAUUAUGCUUGUUUUGUUGUGUGUUGGGAGAUAUUUCCCUUGUUGGGGAGCUCAAGAAUCUGGAAAUUCUAUGCCUUGUGGGUUCUGAUAUUGAAAUGCUGCCCGAAGAAAUAGGGCAACUGACUAAGCUAAAGUGGUUAGAUUUACGUGAUUGUUCCAAACUCAAAAGAAUUCCACUUGGGGUCUUCUGCAAAUUGUAUAGAUUAGAAGAACUUUAUAUGCGCAACAGUUUCGUUGAAUGGGGAGCAGAGGGACACUCUAGUCAACAAAGCAAUUCUAGCCUUGCCGAAUUAGAAGCUUUAACCUGUUUAACAGCUUUAGAAAUUCAUAUCCCUAAUGCAAACACUAUUCCCAAAGAUUUAUUCUUUGGAAAGUUGCAAAGAUACCUUAUUUUCAUGGUAGAAGCUAGUGACUGGGAUUGGGUUUGGGAUUGCAACUUUGUUUGUGAAUAUUCCAAGACAGUAAGGCUCAACCUACAGACACGCCUUAGCUUUCUGAAUAACGGGAUCAAAGUUCUAAUAAAGAAAGCUGAGAAUUUAUAUAUAGAUGAAGUGAAAGGUGUGGAGAUGUUGUCUCAUGAUGAGUAUAGGGAUUAUUUUCAACAGUUGAAGAAUUUGCAUAUUGAAAAUGGUGCGUUGAUCCGAUAUAUCCUGAAAGAUAAUGAUGAUGUUCACGGAAUUGAAUUUCUUCAACUCAAGUCUUUGACGCUUAAGGGUCUGCCUAACCUCAUUAGCUUUUGCUCCAGAAAUAAAGGUUCAACUUCCAUAUCUCCACAGCCACAGGAAAUGACCCUUUUCAACCAAAAGAUAUUGUUUCCAAAGUUGGAGAAGUUGAAACUAUCCUCAAUUAGCAUGGAAAGAAUAUGGGCUCCCCAAGCGUUUUGUUCAACUCAUAAUUUGACGAGCUUGAUCAUCGAGGGCUGCACCAACUUAAAGCACGUGCUAUCCGACUCUAUGGCUGAAUAUCUGCAGCAGCUCAAAUCCUUGGAAAUAAGUGGAUGUAAGUGCAUACGGGAGAUAAUAUCAAUGAAAGAAGCAUCUCGAAACAGAGCUCUCGUAAUAUGUUUCUCUCGAUUGAAGUCCCUCAAAUUGAAGGGUCUUGAGAAGCUCAUCGGAUUUUGCCAUGAAGAUUAUACUGUUGAAUUCCCAACCUUGACGAUUAUUGAGAUAGAAAACUGUCCGGAGUUGAAGGGAUUCAUCCAUAACUCCAUGAGCAAAGAUUUCCCAACUGAUUGUGUUUUAUUCAAUAAAACGGUUGCUUUUCCCAACCUGCGCAAAAUCAAAAUUUCUCAUGUAGGAAAUGUGAGGAGGAUAUGGUAUGACCAACUUCGUUCGGAUUCAUUUUCAAAUUUGAAAGAGUUGAAAGUUGAGUACUGCGAUGCUUUGUCGAAUAUUUUCCCAUUUCUUCUACGGAAAGUAUUUCAAAAACUGGAAAUACUCACAAUAACUGAUUGUGCUUCCUUAAAGGAAGUGUUCCAACUCCAAGUCCCUGGUUCAGAUAUUGAAGAAACAAAUGUGGUGAGAAGUCAAUUGAGAGAAGUGAAUCUCUUUCGAUUGCCAAAGUUGAAGCAUGUCUGGAACAAGGAUCUCAGUGAAAAUCUUUCUUUUGAAAAUUUACGAAAAGUAUAUGUUUGGAAUUGCUGGAGUUUAAAAACUCUGUUUUCAUUUUCAAUAGCCAAGCGUCUUGUACAACUUGAAAACCUUAUUGUUGAUAACUGUGGAGUGGAGGAGAUUGUUUCAAAGAUUGAUGGAGGAGUAGAACAUGAAAUUUGGUUUGAAUUUAAUCAGUUAUCUUACCUUAAACUUUGGAAACUACCAAAUCUCAAAUGCUUAUAUCCAGGCGCACAUAAAACAUUAUGGCCUGCGUUAAAGCAAAUAAGGGCAUAUGCAUGUCCGAAGAUCAAGAUAUUUGGGCAUGUUGAGUUCCAAUUCCCAAAACCAUUGUUCAUCACUGAACAGGUUAUCCCCCAAUUGGAGCAAGUUUCGUUUAACUUUGGUGAUAUUGCGAUGAUAAAUCACCUUCAGCUUGAGGCAAACAUGUUUUGCAAUAUAAAACAUCUUCACGUUAGAAGCCUCUUCAAUGAAUGGGGUGUUAUCUCAGUUCGUUUCCUUGAAAGAUUUUACAAUCUGGAGACCCUUAAGGUGGUGGGUUCUUGCAAUUUCAAAGAGUUGUCUCCUUACAAAGGUAAUGCAGGUGAGGACAAAGACGUGAUUAUCAUGCUCCCAAAUAUUAAAAACUUGAAACUGGAUUAUGUUUGCAACCCACAACUUGUAUGGACGCAAGAGGAUCAUGUUUCUGCAAGACUUGAAAGCCUUGAAGUUUGGCAAUGUCACAGCUUGAUCAAUUUAGGAUCAUAUUUUUCAAGUUUGCGAAAUCUUACAACUCUAGAUGUGUGGAAAUGCAAAAAGAUGACAGAGCUGAUCACAUCCUCCAAAGCCCAAAGUUUGGUGUGCCUUGUGACAAUGAGGAUAGAAGAAUGUGAAACGAUGAGGGAAGUGGUUGCAAGUAAAGGGGAUGAAACAACAUAUGAGAUUGUUUUCAGAAAGUUGAAACGUUUGGAGCUUCUUUGUUUACCAAGCCUCAAAAGCUUCUGUUCAGGAAAUCAUACAUUUACGUUUCCUUCUUUGGAACAAGUCAUUUUGAGCAAAUGUCCUAAAAUGAACACCUUUUAUCAAGGAAUGUUGAGCAUGCCAAAACUGCAGAAAGUACAGCUAACAAAAACAGAUGUCAAGGGACGGUGGGCUGGGGACCUGAAUUCCACUGUGGAACAGUUAUACAAAGAACAGGUUGGAUAUCGUGACCUGAAGCAUUUGAAGUUCUCAGAAUUCCCGGAGCUGAUAGACGUAUGGAGUAGAAAUCCUCAAGAAAUUUUGGACUUUAAAAGUCUUGAAGUUUUAGAGGUUUGUGAUUCUAACAACUUGAGAUGCAUUUUUAACCUCUCUAUGGCCCUGAGCCUAGGACGACUUCAACAAGUAGAAAUCAAGAGAUGCAGUAAUAUGGAACAAGUCAUCAAAGAAGAGGAUUCAAAUACAGUAGUGACCGAGGAAGCAAUAAUAGCAGAUGGUAAUAAAAUCAUUAGCAUAUUUCCUCAUCUACAGUCCAUUGUCUUGGAGUCCUGUUCAAAUAUUUCAAACUUUUACCUGGGAAGUUCAGCUCUUGAAUGUCUAUCCUUGAAAGAAAUUAUGGUAUCUGACUGUCCAAUCAUGACUACCUUUGUUUCUACUUUUUCGAAAAACGAGGACAAUAAAGCAAUCGUUGGUAAUGAAACCGAUAAUGACGCUACAUUUUUCUCCAUCGAGGUUGGUUUUCCCAAUUUGGAGAAGAUCAAAAUCUCUCAUCUGAGAAAUGUGAAGAGGAUAUGGAAUAAUCAACUUCAUGCGGGUUCUUUUUCUAAGCUAAAAGAGUUGAACGUUGAGUACUGCGAUGGGUUGUUGAAUAUUUUUCCAUUUCUUUUGCUGCAAGUAUUUCAAAGACUGGAAAUACUAACGGUAAAUUCUUGUUCUUCACUAGAAGAAGUGUUCCAACUCCAAGUCCAUGGCUUAGAUAUUGAAGAAACUAAUGCAGGGGGGUGUCAAUUAAGAGAAGUGAAUCUCUUUCGCUUGCCAAAGUUGAAGCAUAUCUGGUACAAGGAUCUUAGUGGAUAUCUUUAUUUUGAAAAUCUACGAAAAGUAGAUGUUUGGGAGUGUUGGAGUUUGAAAACACUGUUUCCGUUUUCAUUAGCAAAACAUCUUCAACAACUCGAAAGCCUUAUUGUUGAUAACUGUGGCGUGGAGGAGAUUGUUUCAAAGAUUGAUGGAGGAGUAGAACAUGAAAUUCGGUUUGAAUUUAGUGAGUUAUCUUUCCUUAAACUUUGGAAUCUACCAAACCUUAUCUGUUUCUACCCAGGAACGCAUAAAACAGUAUGGCCUGCAUUAAAGAAGUUGAGCACGUAUUGGUGUGGGAAGAUUAAGAUAUUUGGGCAUGUAGAGUCCCAACUCCCAAGACCAUUGUUCAUCAUUGAACAGAUCAUCCCUCAACUGGAAGAAGUUUCAUUUACUAGUGACGACAUUGCAAUGAUAAGUGAUGGUCAGUUUGCGAUAGAGUCGUUUUGCAAUGUAAAAUGUCUUCGUGUUACCGACUACCUAGAUGAAUCAGCAGUUUUUCCGUUUCAUUUCCUCCAAAGAUUUUCCAAUUUGGAAAUGCUUGAGAUGGUUUCUUUCGAUUUUGAAGAGUUUUCUCCUUACGAAGGUGCUGGUGCUGGUCAGGAAACAGACGUGAUAAUGAUGCUGCCAAGAAUUAAAGAGUUAAAAUUGCAAGAUUUUGACAAUAUAACACAUCUAUGGAACCAAGGCUCUCCCCUUGACCACAUGUGUGUAAAUCUUGAAACUCUGCAAGUUUAUGAAUGUGGCAGCUUAAGUAAUUUAUCAUGUGCUUCCUCAUCUUUUCAAAAUCUUACAACUUUGGAUGUUUGGGAAUGCAAAGAGUUGGUAGAGUUGAUUACAUCUUCGAAAGCCCAAAGUUUGGAGCGGCUCGUUACACUAAAGAUAACAGAAUGUGAGUCAAUGAGAGAAGUGAUUGGAAGCGCUGGAGAUGAUGCAACAUAUCAUGAGAUUGUUUUCAUGAAGUUGAAAUGUUUGGAGCUUCAUUAUUUACAAAACCUCAAAAGCUUCUGUUCAGGAUAUAACGCUAUGAGGUUCCCAUCAUUGCUUCAAGUAACAGUGAGUCAAUGUCCCUCACUGAAGAGUUUUUGCCAUGGAGCUUUAGACACACCAAAGCUACGUGGGGUUCAACAUACAGGAAGAGGUUUUAGUAGGAGAGAUUGGGUUGGUGACCUUAAUGCCACCAUUAAACAGUUAUACACACAAGAAGCAGAUUUUAGGGCACGGUUGGCUGGGGACCGUAAUGCCACUGUGGAGCCAUUAUACAAAAAACCGGUCGAAUAUCGUGGCCUAAAAGCUUUAAAGUUCUCGGAAUUUCCGGAGCUGAUAGACAUAUGGGGCAGGAAUCCGCAAGAAAUGUUGGAUUUUAGAAAUCUUAGAUUUCUGGAGGUCUGUGAUUCCAACAGCUUGAGAUAUAUCUUUGACCUCUCUAUGGCCUUGAGCCUGAGACGACUCCAACAAAUAGAAAUCAAGAGAUGCAGUAAUAUGGAGCAAGUCAUUAGAGAAGAGAGUUCGAUCACAGUGGUUGAGGAACCAAUCAUAACAGAUGGUGAUAAAAUCGUUAGCAUAUUCCCUCGUCUACAGUCCAUUCAUGUGGAGGCAUGUUCACAUAUGACUAGCUUUUACCUGGGAAGUGCAACUCUUGAAUGUCCAUCCUUGAAAGAAAUUAUGGUAGCCGACUGUCCGAACAUGGCUACCUUUGUUUCUACAUUCUUCAAAAACGGGGGAGAAGAUGCAAUAUUUGGUGAUGAAGAUGAUAAUGUUGCUACAUUUUUCUCCGACAAGGUUAUUUUCCCAAAAUUGGAGAAAAUCGCUAUUUCUUAUUUGAGAAAUGUGAAGAGGAUAUGGUGUAAUCAACUUCAUGCCGAUUCUUUUUCUAAGCUAAAAGAGUUGAAAGUUGAGUGCUGCGAUGCAUUGUCCAACAUCUUUCCAUUUCUUGUGUCGCAAGUUUUUCGAAGGUUGGAAAUACUAACAGUAACUGAUUGUGCUUCACUAGAAGAAGUGUUCCAACCCCAAGUCCAUGGUUCAGAUAUUGAAGAAACAAAUGUGGUGGGCAGUCAAUUAAGAGAAGUGAAUCUCAUUUGCUUGCCAAAGUUGAAGCAUGUUUGGAACAAAGAUCCCAAUGGAUGUGUUUCGUUCGGAAAUCUUCGAAAAGCAUUUGUUUGGGAGUGUUGGAGGUUGAAAACUCUGUUCCCAUUUUCGAUAGCCAAAGAUCUUCAGCUACUUGAAAGCCUGCGGGUUGAUAGCUGUGGGGUGGAGGAGAUUGUUUCAAAGAAGGUUGAAGGUGAAGAACGGGAAAUCUGGUUUGAAUUUAUUCAGUUGUCCUUCGUUGGGCUUUGGAAUCUACCAAACCUCACAUGUUUCUAUCCAGGAACGCAUAGAAUCGCAUCGCCGGUGCUAAAAAAGUUUAUUACAAAUUGCUGCAGAAAGACGGAGAUAUUCGGGCAUUUAGUCUCCCAACCUGAAACAUCACUGCUCUCUAUUGAAAAGGGAAAAUCCAUUGAGUCACCGGUGGCUUCUGGAAAGGAGAGGAGUGAUCCUCAAGAGGAAUACCAUGGUCACAAUCAUACAAGAUCUUUCCUUCCCUUGGGGCCAAAAGUUGUGCGAUGGUGCCCUCCAAGCUUCCCGGUGUUGAAGCUCAACGUGGAUGGUGCAUUCCGGGUCGAGGAUCGUUGUGGGGCUGUCGGCUUUGUUCUUCGUAAUAAUGCAGGUUUUUUGCAGGGUGGGGGAGCACAUUUUAUACGAGAAGCCCACUCGGCCGAGUUUGUAGAAGCACAGGCCGUGAUCCACGCAUUACGGUUUGCUAGUUCGAACGGAUUCAAGAAAGUCAUUAUUGAAUCCGAUGAACUCGCCGUGGUCAAUAAAUUGAAGAGCAAAUUGCCAGAUUUCUCCAUACUGGGCUUAGUUCUUGAAGAGGCAAAACAGUUGAUGAAUUCUUUUGAAGAUGUGCAAGUUCGCUACGUUCAUAGGUUGUGCAAUAGAGUUGCCCAUGCUUUAGCUUCUUUCGGCUUCGACUGUAAUGAACCGUUCACUUUCCGUUACAUUUGUCCAGAAUUUAUCCGUGAACUUGUAAGGGACGACAUAACUAAGUUCGAUUAUUAAUAAAAAAUAUCAC
Hibiscus syriacus is the source of this 8514-nucleotide messenger RNA. RefSeq lists its product as uncharacterized. The coding region runs from base 21 to 8501 and encodes 2826 amino acids. NCBI's taxonomy places the organism in Eukaryota, Viridiplantae, Streptophyta, Magnoliopsida, Malvales, Malvaceae. The transcript is spliced from 11 exons. The record is from RefSeq and is a predicted model, not a curated record. Gene Ontology annotation, molecular function: ADP binding; ATP hydrolysis activity; RNA-DNA hybrid ribonuclease activity.